AUGGAGGUGCCCGCCCUGGAACAGCGAGGUGAGCGGCAGAGGGAGCAGAACUCACCACACGUGCGGCUGAGAGCCACCGGGCCCCCGGGCCGGACAGAACCCCGGUCCCCGCCCUCGGGCGCUGGCCGGACCAUCCCCAACCGCCCUGCACCCCUGCACCCCCGCACCCCCGCACCCCUGCACCCCUGCACCGGACCCCGCCAUGGGCCAGGUGCUCUGGGGCGCUGCCCCCCGGCCCACACCGCAGGCCUCCCUCUGCCCCCUGGGAGGCACGUCCUCGAGUCCCUAGGGAGAGACGCCCCGCACCAGCAGCCCUGGCACCGUGACUCCGGGUCCAGACGCACUGUGGGGGCCCGAGGUGACCCUGAGGGCCUGGACCCCGGGUCCACCGGCAACUGUGGCCCGUCUGCCCAGGUCACCCUGCUGCACCCCUUCCUCAGCCCCCGGGCCGCCUUCAGCCGCGUGGGGCCCAGCCCAAGUCCGGCCCGGGAGUUUCCGUGUAGAAGGAACCUGUCCACAAACCUCAGCCUCCAGCUCUGCAGCGGCAGCCAGGCCCCGAACGUCCCGCUGUCCCCGGGGAGGUCUGGCCAGGCCUGUGGCCGGCGGGUCAGCCCCACGGGGGGGCAGGAGGAGGCUGCGCAGCCGGAGGCGGACACCCAAGAUCCCACUGUGCCCGCCUGGGCGGGGAACCUGAGCCGGGGAGAGGUCACCGUAGGCCCCCCGGGCAUCCAGCAGGGGCGUGGAGGGGCCGCAGACCACGGGUCCGACGCUCAGAGCCGAGGACUGGCCGGUGGACUGGUCCCUCGCUCGGCAGCACGGGGUCGUCCGCCCACCUCCCUGCCACGGUCCCCAGCGGGCCCGCACCCUCCUCGGGCCCCCGGACCCGGGGUUGACCAGAAGCCCCCCAGUGGGGCGAGAGCUGACACAGUGGACGUGGAAGGGGGACAGCGGGCCGGACCCACAGCUCACAGGUGCGCCCGGAAGCCCCAGGAGCAGGCCCAGCCAGGCUGCGGCCUCCGCCCCCGGGGACACCGGGACUCCGCGGCCGCCGCGCUCACGACUCCCCGGGCUCCCGCGAGCAGCGCCCGCCCCGAGGUUAACAGGAUAAAGGCCGGCACGCACAGCCGGGUGGAGCUGGACCGGAGGGCUGCGGUGGCCGGGGCCCAGUGGAGCUCACACCGCCAGGUGAGGGGCCUCGACCUCACCCCAAGUCAGAGACCCUGUCGGCGGCCUGACGGGCCGGGCAGCCAGGGAGCCCCGGACCUGAACCCACUGCAUCGGCUGCCGGCUGCCACUCCCCUGGUCCGCCGUGAGAAGGCCCAGGCCGGGCGGCAGCCACACGAGGGGCCCCGUUGGGCACACGGCAACGUCCUGUGCAUCCGGGGGGCCAUCGGACAGAGCCCGCGGGUCGGCGAGCAGGAGCAGAGUGCGGGCGGCCAGGCGGACGGCUCCCCGGCUCAGACGGCUCGGAAGGGUGUGGCCGGCAUGAGGCUGGAGGACCCCAGGCAGAGCGGGGUGCCUGGGACUCGAGUGGGAGCUCAGGGUCACGACACGCAUGGGAGCUGCUUUGGGGGAGCCCCUUCCCCCGAGCCCACAGCGUCACAUCGCUCCUCGCCUCCAGACUCCCGGAACCAGGAUAGACCCCAGAGCCAGCCCGGCUCCCUGCUGCAGGAUCUGCACCCCACGUCCCCGCCGCCAACAGCCACAGACUUCCAUCCGCAGCACGGCAGCCGGUCCCACCAGAGGGCUGCCGCCCCCCCAGCCCUGCCGCCCCGCCUCGUCCGGGGCAGCCGCCGCCAGGGCAGAGCUGAGCAGCGGCCUGGAGUCACCGAGCCGCGCAGACACGACCAGCCUCCUCGGGACGCACACGCCUCCACCGCACACAUGGCCUCGGGUCCCCUGGGUGGCCCCGGGGCCCCGACGCCCCCACCGGCUCCCGCCCAGGCCUCUCCCCACCGAGGCCUCCCAGCCCCGCACCGGCCUUCCCCGCCCAGCACCCCCCGCCGCCCCCCUCCUGCCUGGCCUGGCUCGGGGGCUGCUGCAGGGCUCCUGGAGUGUGCUGGGCUCCCUCCCAGGCCGCUGCGCCCGCCGGGACCCUUGGCUGCCGACCCUCAACCCUCGACCGUCCUGGCCGCCGGCCCUGCCGUCCCGGGGGCUCAGGUGGAAGGAAGCUCUCACUCCCGGGAGGUCAGGGCCCCUGCUGCCCACUCUCAGGGUGCUCUGGGGGUCCCCUGGGCCCCUCACCACUUCGGGGCUGAGCCGCUGCCCCCGCCCCCGACUGACCGUGAGCUCAUCGAGGGCCGGAACCGUGGCGACUCCCAGCUCACAGCCCGGGUCUGGCCCCAGGAGGGCGCACAGGGAAGGAGUGUGGUGGGCACUCCCCACUGCGGGGAGGAGCCUCUGCCCCAGGGGUGCCCCUCCAUGUCCCUGGGGGACAAGCUUGAGGGCCGGCGGCUGGGCCGACAGUGA
Phyllostomus hastatus (greater spear-nosed bat) is the source of this 2469-nucleotide messenger RNA. RefSeq names its product collagen alpha-1(III) chain-like. The transcript has 12 exons. Lineage: Eukaryota; Metazoa; Chordata; Mammalia; Chiroptera; Phyllostomidae. Bases 1 to 2469 code for a protein of 822 amino acids. The record is from RefSeq and is a predicted model, not a curated record.